Eleginops maclovinus (Patagonian blennie) is the source of this 2771-nucleotide messenger RNA. It is a transcript of the gene shdb, whose product is annotated as Src homology 2 domain containing transforming protein D, b. NCBI's taxonomy places the organism in Eukaryota, Metazoa, Chordata, Actinopteri, Perciformes, Eleginopidae. Gene Ontology annotation, molecular function: phosphotyrosine residue binding. The record is from RefSeq and is a predicted model, not a curated record.
UUCAACACCGACCGGGGGGUUCUGGGAAAGUUUUUAGCCAAUCACUGGCGAGUUAAAGUGAAUGUAACCAAUGGCAACACCGGAGGAGUUCAAUCCGGAAGUAGAUACUUUUGUACUGUGAGAGAGCCUCCUGCUCUCCUCCACACACCAGCACAUUUGGACGCUGCGAUGGCCAAGUGGCUGAAAGACUACCUGAGCUUUGGCAGCAGGAAGGUUCCUCCACAGCCGCCCACACCAGACUACACAGAGAGCGAGAUCCUCAAAGCGUACCGGCUCCAGAGGGACAUGGACUUUGAAGAUCCAUAUGAGGACUCGGAAAGCAGAUCCAGGGGCGAGUCUGGGACUUCUGACCCCGCCACACCUGUGUACAGUUCUCCCAUGAAGUCUUCCACUGUGGACGUGAAAUCCCCCAAACAUAGACUGAUCAAAGUGGACUCUCAGGAGCUGGGCCGCACAAAGAUCCUCCUCAGUGCCGUGUCUUUAGAUGACCAGCAAGAGCCUGUGGUGCCGUCUGCUCCACUGGCAGGGGACACAGAUUAUUCGGACCCGUUCGAUGCUCGCAUGAACCACAGGUCAGAACCGGACCUCAGAACGGUUCCCUGCGAGAACAACGGCUACAUGGAACCGUACGAGGCCCAGAGGGUCAUAACAGAACUGCAGCGUGGUCCAGGAGGAGGACGGUCGCGGGGCGAGGUUCAGCUCUACGACACCCCCUAUGAAGAUGAGCGAGGACGGCGCCUGGGUCUGUUGUACGGAGAUGCUCAGGAGGAGGGCAAGGAGAGCAGCAGGCUGCCGCAGGAUGACGAGAGGCCGGCUGAUGAGUACGACCAACCCUGGGAGUGGAAGAAGGAUCACAUCUCCAAAGCUUUUGCAGAAAUGAGGGAUUUGUCCGAGUUGCCCUGGCCCGCCCCGGUGGGUCAUCUGGAGGAGGAGCCCACCGCCAGAGAGCAAGUGCAGUUUGACGGCGCAGAUUGGGACCGCUCCUCAUCGCCCACGGAUCGGCUUCGUCCUCCGGGGCCCAGGUCCAGCCCGCUGGCAGGAGGGGGGAUGAAGUUUCGGAUGCCCCAGGAAUGCCUCACUCUGGUGGGGGAGAGAGUGGACGCUACGCUGCCUCUGGAGAAGCAGGUGUGGUACCACGGUGCACUGUCUCGCUCAGAGGCAGAGUCGCUGCUAACGCUGUGUAAAGAGUGUAGCUACCUGGUGAGGAACAGUGAGAAUAACCGCUCUGAGUAUUCCCUCUCCCUACGGAGCUGCCAGGGUUUCAUGCACAUGAAGUUCACCCAGUAUAAAGACGGCAAGUAUGUGCUGGGACAGAACAGCCCUCCCUUUGACACCAUCCCAGAAGUCAUCCACUUUUACACCACGCACAAACUCCCGAUCCGAGGUGCCGAGCAUCUGUCCCUGCUGUUCCCCGUGCUGGUGCAGACACUCUGACGCUCCUCCUGGACGUCAUUGUGAUCGGACACGUAAACUUUGAAUGUUUGACUGGAUCAUCCCAAGCUCUCUUUCUUGUCAGACUUUUUGAUGAUUCAACACACCAGGGGCAAAUGCCCUCACCCACCACUGCUGUUGUACCUGUGCCAAGUGACUCUAACAUCCGGAGGAGAUCGAUUCACAUGAAAUGCAAAACCUGAACUUUGGGCCACCUCUGCUGUAACUCCCUCUCAUCUCUGACUGAACUGAGGGAGCUGGCUGCAGGACAUGUGAAAUCCUCCCUUUUUCUUUCUUACAUAGCUGACUGAAAUGCAGAGGAGGUAAGCAGAGCUGGGAGAAAAGUCUGUAUAUUCUGGAUGUACUGAUGCCCCAGGAGACCUGCAGGAGAUUUGGAUUUAUUACUGCUGUUCAACAAAAAACACCUCAUUGACACUGGUAGAAAAUAUUGCUGUUGUUAGGGGAAAACCUCACUAAUGGUGUUUUGCAGAUUUUUCAUGUUUAUAUGGAUCUUCACAUUGUAUAAGAUAACCCUUUUCAACCUCAGGUUUGGCAAACCCUGUUGUUAGAUGUUGGAUAAUUCACAAAACAGCAGCUAUUUUCAAUUAUAAAGGUUUUUUACUAACAGCAGUUAUAUUUCAGAUGGUUUUCUACACAGAGACACACACUUCUGUUCUUCACUGUCCCGCUGCUGUACGUUGAGGAUUAGCUUGACUCCGUGUUACUUGUGAGCAACAGGGAAGAUGUGUUGUAUCGGUACUUGUGUUGACCUCCUUGACCUGUAUCUCUUCUCGUUGCUUGCCUUGCAUUCAGUAGACAAUGCUGGGUUUGUUAAAGAAAAAAAGAAAUCCUGUCAAUGCUGUCUUUUAUUGACGUUUAGCUUGCAAGCUGAGCUGCAGGCUACGUCUGAAGCUAAGAGAUACUAAUCAGGAAACAUUCUCAAAACAAUCUCUAAAACUUUGCCACGUUCUCACACUUCCUACAUAUUCAAGCUCAGAUUUCUCGUCUCUCCGAGUCAAUACAUGCUGCUUGGUGCGAUGUAUUUGAGUCGCAUGCCAUCUGGAUUUGGAUCCCAUGUCUGCUGCCUGGUUGCAGCAUUGUGUGGCAAAAACAGUUUUUAGAAAAGAGCCAAUUCAAACACAUUCAUGACAAUUAGAAAUGAGCGAUGGAAAAUUACUCAAAUCAUCAGUUGUUUUUCCAGAGCUGGGUUUUGUUCAUUAUUAUUAUGGCCAAUAAGAGAGGACAGGGUGUUCAAUUUACUCGAUAAUUGAAGCAUCUCAUUUGUUUUAAAUGUUGAUUCUACAUUUACGUAGAUCACUGCUUCCCAACCUGAGGGCUGG